Lindgomyces ingoldianus is the source of this 1131-nucleotide messenger RNA. RefSeq lists its product as uncharacterized. Gene Ontology annotation, cellular component: nucleus. The record is from RefSeq and is a predicted model, not a curated record. Gene Ontology annotation, biological process: regulation of transcription by RNA polymerase II. The transcript is spliced from 3 exons. Bases 1 to 1131 code for a protein of 376 amino acids. NCBI's taxonomy places the organism in Eukaryota, Fungi, Ascomycota, Dothideomycetes, Pleosporales, Lindgomycetaceae. Gene Ontology annotation, molecular function: DNA-binding transcription factor activity, RNA polymerase II-specific; RNA polymerase II cis-regulatory region sequence-specific DNA binding.
AUGGCAAUGACCGUCGACAAUCGCCAGCAGCCCCAGCUCAACGGCAUGGGCUACGAUCCUCUGCGUUACCCAUCACCACACUUCACCAACCCAUGGGUGUCAGACCCUGGGGCGAACUCACAACAGUUGUAUCCGACAUCGCUCGCGGCGAAUCCUCAAUCUCAGCAAGUCCAGCGACCCACCAGCAUCGCCAUACCAUAUCAUGGCCUCCCAGUGACUGCGCCUCCCCUAGGAUCAGGUAUUGCUCUCCCGGAUGGAUCUUUUCAAGCAGACAACUUACUCGAUGCAUCGCAAGAUCUUCUAUCGCGGAGCUAUACAGGCGGAUAUGCGUCAUCUACAUCCUCAAACACAAACACGUAUGCACCCACUUCGGCUCCUUACUCUCAAGUAGACUAUGGAAAUAGUACACGCAGCCCCUAUGCAUAUCAGCAGGACACUGCCCGUCGCUCGUCUCAUCCGUCAGUACCCUCAGCAGCGUUCUUUGACAGCGCCAUUGAGACCCAAAGACAACGCCAGAGUUCCCUAGUUGACAUCAGCAGAAUGAAUUCCCAGCCAUCGCAACGCAACAGCUUUAGCGACGCACUCGACGCGAGUCGAGGGAUGGUAUCCUUGAGCCAGGCGGAUAUUACCCCAAGGAAUAUUUAUGGCACCCAAGGAUCCAGUCGGAGCUCGGCCGACUCUUACGGCUUCCCAUCCACUCACUCGGCGCACUCCUCGAUCUCGUCGGCCAGCUACAACCCUUCGUACUAUAAUGGCGCCGAAGGUUCUGUCACAGACUACAGUUCCGCGUCUGAAUCUGUAGACCUUACCCACUCCCGCACACUCCCACGUCCAAGUGCGUUGAUGAGUGGCGCAAGCAUACCCCCGGCGCCGCAGUCCAUGAUGGGCCAAUUUAGCUCAAAGGUCUCAUCAAGUUCGCAGAAGAAGCACAAAUGCAAGAUUUGCGACAAGCGAUUUACUCGGCCGAGUUCGCUACAAACACAUAUGUACAGCCACACUGGAGAGAAGCCAUUCGCUUGUGAAGUUGAGGGCUGUGGACGUCACUUCUCAGUUGUGUCGAACCUGAGGAGGCACCGUAAAGUGCACAAAGGUGAACAUCAGCAUGAUCAUCCUUCGCCAGACGACGCAUGA